Raphanus sativus (radish) is the source of this 775-nucleotide messenger RNA. RefSeq names its product dirigent protein 6. The transcript has a single exon. The record is from RefSeq and is a predicted model, not a curated record. Lineage: Eukaryota; Viridiplantae; Streptophyta; Magnoliopsida; Brassicales; Brassicaceae. Bases 105 to 665 code for a protein of 186 amino acids.
CCAAAUAAACUACCUUCACUACAUCAAGUGAAUAAUUACUUCUAUAUAAAUGGGGUUUAAGCGAUCUUCAGUUUACACAACUCACUAGCCGCUUCUAGCUAACUAUGGCAUCUCUUGUAGAGAAGCAACUCCUUAAGUCCCUUUUCUCAUUCUUACUGCUAGUUAUACUCUUUUCCGAUACUGUUUUUUCGUCCCGCAAAACAUUUGAUCAGAGAAAGCCCUGCAAACAUUUCUCCUUCUACUUUCAUGACAUCCUCUACGAUGGUGACAAUGUAGCAAACGCAACCUCAGCCGCCAUCGUGAGCCCUCCAGGAUUAGGAAACUUCAAGUUCGGUAAGUUUGUGAUCUUUGAUGGCCCUAUAACAAUGGACAAGAACUAUCUCUCAGAACCCCUGGCUCGCGCACAAGGCUUCUAUUUCUAUGACAUGAAAAUGGACUUCAACGCGUGGUUUUGCUACACCUUGGUGUUUAACUCCACGCAACACAAAGGGACAUUGAACAUAAUGGGUGCAGAUUUGAUGAUGGAGCCGACAAGAGAUCUAUCGGUCGUCGGUGGGACCGGUGAUUUCUUCAUGGCUCGUGGGAUCGCUACCUUCGUAACAGAUAUAUUUCAAGGGGCUAAGUAUUUCCGUGUUAAGAUGGAUGUUAAACUCUAUGAAUGCUAGUAACUGAUUAUAUGUGUUUUGCUUGUUAAAGUUUGUGUGUUGGUUGACAGUACACAGAGAUAAAAUGUGUUACUAAGAAUAAAUUAUGUUUCUUUUGUUUUUGUUUUAAA